Messenger RNA from Uranotaenia lowii, 423 nucleotides. RefSeq lists its product as uncharacterized. Bases 1 to 423 code for a protein of 140 amino acids. Lineage: Eukaryota; Metazoa; Arthropoda; Insecta; Diptera; Culicidae. The transcript has a single exon. The record is from RefSeq and is a predicted model, not a curated record.
AUGACUGUGAUGAUUGUUUUGUGUAAAAUUCAUAAUUGGUCGUUAUCAUCGAACAAAACAAAUCCGCUCCAUCGACUCCUGCUACUACUCUCGUAUCAGGUGGUGCAGCAAGCUGGGUUCCGGCAACCAGGAGAAAAUACGCCAGGUGCCGUCGUCGGUGGAAGCGAUGGUGGAUUCGAUGAGACGAUUUACGUUGACCGUUUGCAACACGAAGGAGCCAUCAUUCCAGGAAAGCUUUCGGUAUCUCUUGGAGUAUGUUAUGUAGCUCGGGGAGGCGCAGAUUAUACAAAAUUCGAAUAUGAAGUUCUGUGCAAUGGUUCUUAUACGUUUGUACCUGUGUCUGGUGGUAAAAUUCCACCCAAUGCUCCACCGGUGGGAGAAUCUGAAGAUGGUGAACCAUUGUUUAAUGGUGUCACUAUUUAA